Porites evermanni is the source of this 564-nucleotide messenger RNA. The record is from the annotation of a GenBank genome assembly. NCBI's taxonomy places the organism in Eukaryota, Metazoa, Cnidaria, Anthozoa, Scleractinia, Poritidae.
AUGGCGGGAAGUACACACUUCGUUUAUUGCUCUGCCGUGUUUUAUCUUUUUAUUUUUGUACUUCUCUGCUGUACCAUUUACAGAUCACCUAAACUGCCUGUUAAGAGAGUUGAUCUGGGUUUGGAGUCACUUGCUGUUUACAGAAGCACUGCUGCUGCAAUCAAUUUACAGACGUCGACAGUAACCAAGUUGAAAUUGACUACCAUGUCUGUUCCGCUUGGCUGGAAAAAACAUCUUUCGCUCAAGAUUUUUAAGCUUUUCUUGGCUUCACAGUGCGUACUUUUGUCUGGAGACGUAAUGCUAAAUCCUGGUCCACUAAGCAAUGAAUCCUUCAGUCCUUCUGAGCAACUUGGGUUUGGAAAUGAAAGUUUCUCUUCCAUGGAUAGUGAAAGUGGCGGCCAUGACUCAUUUGGAAGUCAAUUUAACACUUCCACAAGCUCACUUGAUGACUUUGAACCUCAUCUCUAUUUUAAUCUGGAUCUACUGUGUAAAGGUCUAAGAAUUGUUCAUUGGAAUGUUAACCAUCUAACUUCAUCUAAAUUUGAUCAAAUCAAUUGUUUUUGA